UCUGUGUCCUUUAAAAGACUUCGCUUGCGCAGCGCAAUUUCGUUCAUGUUAAACCAACUCCUCCCUUCCCUCUUCUCCUGUAUAAAACCCUAGGGGUCUCUCCCCAAAUUUCAAUUAGAUCUUUACCCUUUCAACGCUCUACUUCACAGUUCUGAUUUCUCAAAAUGGGAGGUGGUUUUAGAGUGUUACAUCUAGUCAGGCCCUUUCUUUCCUUUCUACCCGAAGUCCAAAGUGCAGACAGGAAAGUUCCCUUCAGAGAAAAGGUCAUAUACACAGUGAUCUCCCUUUUCAUCUUUCUAGUCUGCAGUCAGCUUCCUCUAUAUGGCAUACACUCCACAACUGGUGCAGACCCUUUCUACUGGAUGCGUGUUAUCUUAGCCUCAAACCGUGGAACUGUCAUGGAGCUUGGAAUCACUCCCAUUGUCACCUCUGGACUAGUUAUGCAGUUAUUAGCAGGAUCCAAAAUCAUUGAAGUUGACAACAAUGUCCGUGAGGAUCGUGCACUACUCAAUGGUGCACAGAAGUUGUUGGGAAUCUUGAUUGCUGUUGGUGAGGCUGUUGCCUAUGUUCUAUCAGGAAUGUAUGGAAGUGUUGGUCAACUUGGUGUUGGAAAUGCCAUUCUCAUAAUCGUUCAGUUAUGUUUUGCUGGGAUUAUUGUGAUCUGUUUGGAUGAACUUCUACAAAAGGGAUACGGUUUAGGGUCUGGGAUUUCAUUGUUCAUAGCUACCAAUAUCUGUGAAAGCAUUAUCUGGAAAGCAUUCAGCCCUACAACCAUUAACAGUGGACGUGGUGCUGAAUUUGAAGGAGCAGUGAUUGCAUUGUUUCAUCUUCUAAUCACUAGAUCUGAUAAAGUUCGAGCCUUACGUGAAGCUUUUUAUAGGCAAAAUCUGCCUAAUGUGACUAAUCUGCUUGCAACUGUGUUGAUUUUCUUGAUUGUUAUAUACUUUCAAGGGUUUCGUGUUGUUUUGCCUGUGAGAUCUAAGAAUGCUCGUGGGCAACAAGGGUCUUACCCCAUUAAGCUGUUUUACACUUCCAACAUGCCUAUUAUUCUCCAGUCUGCACUUGUUUCCAACCUUUAUUUCAUCUCUCAGUUGUUGCACAGAAAGUACAGUGGGAACUUUUUGGUUAAUUUGUUGGGAAAAUGGAAGGAGUCUGAAUACUCUGGUCAAUCUGUCCCUGUUGGUGGUCUUGCUUACUAUGUUACUGCACCUUCAAGCUUGGCUGACAUGGCAGCAAAUCCCUUCCAUGCUCUUUUCUACCUGGUGUUCAUGCUAACAGCCUGUGCUCUCUUCUCAAAGACCUGGAUCGAAGUUUCUGGAUCUUCUGCAAGAGAUGUCGCCAAACAACUCAAGGAACAACAAAUGGUGAUGCCGGGACAUCGGGACUCGAAUCUUCAGAAGGAGCUGAACCGGUACAUCCCAACAGCAGCUGCGUUUGGGGGAAUGUGUAUUGGGGCUUUGACUGUUUUGGCAGAUUUCAUGGGAGCCAUUGGAUCUGAGAGAACCACUUUUACCAAACCUACUUUGGUUUGUAGGGAGGGACUUGCAGUUUGA
Molecule: messenger RNA, 1553 nt
Organism: Lactuca saligna
Lineage: Eukaryota; Viridiplantae; Streptophyta; Magnoliopsida; Asterales; Asteraceae
Source: the annotation of a GenBank genome assembly